GGGGGGAAAAAGUCGUUAGUGGCAGAGGGGGCAAAGCACCGUUAUCAAUAACCAAGAGGAACGCCGGUUCCGCCCAACCGUCUCAAUCCCAUCGUGCGAGGAUUCGUGGAGGACAGGCGAAGAAUAUUCGGUGCAAGUUGGAGAUUUUGGCCGAGAGCCCGGCGUUCAUUGAUUAUGCGAUUGUUGUUCCGGGCCAUCCUCUGUCUCACCCUCGUUACCGCGGCCCAACUUGUGACCAGACCCACCAGAUCUUUGUCGUUUCGGAAGGGCAGCUCCUUUUUUUACAGGGUGAACUUCAAGAUCUCGAUGUUCCCCUACACGACCAUCUUCUCCCACGCGGCUGGUUUCAAGCUGGUGUGGCUGCUUCCAACCGGGUCCGAGAUUACCAGGUUCGUCAGGUCCGUCAAUGACGUUCACCAGGCCGCGGAGAUCGUAUACGAGAGCCACGGAUUCGACGGAAGAUCGUGCUUGUUGAAGAAUAUCUGUCAAGCGAUGGAGUACGUGAGCCGGAGGGACGGGGUGAUCGCCAAGAUAUUGAAAUUGUUGGCCGGAUCGUACGCGGGCAACGGCACCACGGGGAGCCCUGUUUACUGCGACGUUCACGUUGGACGCUGCCCCCUCGACUUGAUCGGCGUCGACUAUUUCAAUGAAUCGAGUUGA
Molecule: messenger RNA, 660 nt
Organism: Apis florea (little honeybee)
Lineage: Eukaryota; Metazoa; Arthropoda; Insecta; Hymenoptera; Apidae
Source: RefSeq, a predicted model, not a curated record